ACUUGGGUAAUUUAUAAAGAAAAGAGGUUUAUUUUGGCUCACAGUUCUUCAGGCUGUGCAAGAUGCAUAGUGCUGGCACCUGCUUCUGGUGAAGCCUCAGGAAGCUUCCAUCAUGGUGGAAAGCAAACAGGGAAAAGACUGAGAGUGAGAACUCAUUACCAUGGGGAGGGCACCAAGCCAUUCAUGAAGGAUCCACCUGCAGAUCUCCCGAGGUCUAAAAUAAAAAGGAUCCAGCUCAUAACCCAAACACCUCCCACUAGGCCCACUUCGAACACUGGAGGUCACAUUUCAACAUGAGAUUUUGGAGGGAACAAACCAUGCAAGCCUUUCCCCAGAAGGAGGAGGUCUGGAUAAGUCAAGGGAAUGUGAUGAGGGAGUGUGGAUGUGUGGAUGGGUGCGUCUUUUGUGUGCAUGUGUGUGUGUGUGUGUGUGGCAUCAGAUCCAAGCUGAUUGGUGGCACUGUUGCAGGGACUACUAUAGGUAAACUAACUUGAAAAUCUGAAAUCUAAAAUGCCUCAAAAUCUGAAAUUUUUUGAGCACUGACAUGACACCAUGGGUAGGAAAUUCCAUACUAGACCUCUUGUGACAGGUCACAGUCAAAGUGCAGUCAAAAGUUCGUUGCAUGCACAAAAUUAUUUCAAAUAUUAUGUUUAAAAUUACCUUGAGGCAGUGUGAUAUGGCAUAUAUGAAACGGAUAAAUUUCCUUUUUAGAUUUGGGUCCCAUUCCCAAGAUAUCUUAUUAUGUAUAUGUAAAUAUUCCAAAAUCCAGAACAAUUCAAAAUCCAAAAAACUUCUGGUCUUGAGCAUUUCGGAUAAAAGAUACUCAACGCGUAUUACCUUCCCUCAUUCUGUAGUCUUUUCAAAUCUGAUAAGAGGCCUGGAGGCUGUGGGAAUAGCAGAGUGCUCCCUUGACAUGUAAGAAAGUGGCUGAAGAGGUCGCCUACGUUCAGAGCUGCAGGGAUUGUAGAUAAGUUCAGUUCACAAACUUUACAGAGCAGUCAGCCUGUGAUGCUGGCCAGGAGACAGAUGCAGAAGCAGCAAUUAGAAUAUUAUGCCACACGCUGCAAUAGCAGGCAGACAGGGACAGUGGCAGCUGGAAAGAUGGUCACUGCACUUGGGGCUGUCUGAGUGGAGGAACUGGACAGGCAGAGAAAGUGAACAGCAUUCCAGGUAGAACGUGGGGUCUUGCAGGCAAGGCAUUGCUCUGGAGGAAAACAUCUCACCUCCCUGUCCUGGAUAAGGAAGAAUUUAUCCCAGGAGAGGGAAAGAGAGUGCUUAUCUUGCUCACAUAGAUAGACCAGAGGGGAAGGGUGGGUGGCUGGAAAGGCAUCGGACCUGGUAACAUGGAGGGCUUUUCUUCCGCCUGCAUCUUAGAGAAAUGCUGUGUGUCUCCAGCUGUUCUCUGGCCAGUUUAGAAGGACGGUCAAUGAUCAUGUGAAGUGUAUCAGAGAAGCAGCUUGCUCCGCAGUAUAUUUUUCAAUACCCUUAGAGUUCAAGGUAUACUUUGGAUUCUUUUUUAUUCUGAUGAUGGGUCUGCGUACUCAGUUAACUGGAAAAAUACUUUUACCAGCUGAGAAAAGCAAUGUUGGUAUUCCAUAGACUUGCCUACCACCAAGUCAUCCUGUGUACUUUGCAAAGUCUCCUAACCUCCAUUUUGAGCAAGAGUCUCUAGAAUCUUCCAAGAAAAGUAAGGAACUUGAUCCAGGGCAAUGGGAAGAACACAGAACUUUACCCCAGGACUCUUUGCUCCUGGAUGACCCAAGGGAAACCACUUAGACUGUCUCUCAUUUUCUUCACCUUUACAAUGGGGAGAUUCGUCCCUGGUCUGGCUGCUUCAAGCAUUGAUGCAAGGAUAAAUGGGACACAGGACGGAAAGUGCUUUGCAAGUGCACCAGGCUCGAUGCAGGCAGUGUUUCAGGGUGACACUCCUUGCCAGCAUCUAUUUCAGCAUGGGUUAGACAGGAACCUGCUCUGUCUUGGAAGGCACAUCCAGACAGUCAGUGUCAGUGAAGGUCAGGGCUGCAUCUGAUGUGUCUCACUGUGAGGCUUCAUUUCCCAGCACAGCCUCACUUGGUUAGAGCACCAGGAGGUGAAGGAACAAGGUCCCUCUAAUCCUUUUACUGAGUCUGCAUAAAGGAACCCAGGUCUGUCCUGAAGGAACCCUGGUCUGUCCUGGACCACCCCCGUUCCUUCAGGUCCGGGAGCAGCACAGGGUUUGGAGAGCGUGGAGUCUGGUGCCUGCACCUCACACCUGUCUCUGCUCCUAAGAACUGCAGCAGCUUUGGGCUGUAGGAAGAUCCUCCACUGUGCUUGCCCGGGACACUCUGAAACCUUGCUCCUCUGGCAGCUGCCUGCUCCCUGGCUCCUGCACCCUGCCUCUCGGAGUCUCUGGUCUGCGCUGCAGUUAGAAACCCUGCCUGGAGCUGGAUCCACUGAACAGUAAUUUGGUCGUCACAGCAGAACUCUCCAACAAGUUUUACAGACUCAUCUGAUGAAGAGUGCCUGAGACACUGAGGGUCAGCGCUCCAAAGAUGGAGAAGACAGAUGCCAAAGACCAGUCCUGUCAGGGGGAUGAAGAGAAAGACCCUCCGAAGAGGCACCCUUACUCUGUGGAGACCCCAUAUGGCUUUCAUUUAGACCUGGACUUCCUCAAGUAUGUGGAUGACAUCGAGAAGGGGAACACCAUCAAAAGAAUUCCUAUCCACAGAAGGGCCAAGCAGGCCAAGUUUAGCACUCUGCCCCGAAACUUCAGCCUUCCUGACAGUGGGGCUCGCCCCCCUGCAGCCCCGCCGCCCCAAAACUGGUCCCCAGUGGUGCCAAGGAAGGCAUCGCUUGGGACACAGGAGCAAACCCAGUCACUGCCGCUUGGUAAUGCCUCCCAGGCCUCAACCAGCGCGAGUGAGGUGAGCUACCACAGGAGGGCCCUGUUGGCAGAGGCCACCAGGCAGUUGGAAGCUGCUGAACCAGAGGAUGCCGAGGUCACCCUUGGGAGUGGACGGCCCCAGCUAUUGAGAGCAUCCAGCAUGCCUGCCACGCUGCUGCACAGCAGGGCUUCUGAGGAGCCAGGCCUCAGCCCGGGGCCUCCUGCCCCUCCUGCCCUCCCUCCCCUUCAGGGUGAAGGCAGCGUCUGCGAUGGCACCUUUGGCCCUGCAGAAGGAUUGGCAGGUUUCCACAGCUCCAGCCCACAAGCAUCAACUCGGAUUCCGGAGCUGGUCCAGGAGGGAGCUGAGCCUCCAGAGGGCACGGUGAAGGCUCCAAAUCACCUCCCUCUCCCAGGCCCUCCUUCCUCAUUCCAGAAUGUGCUUGUAGUUCUAGAGGACAAGGAAGAUGAACACAAAGCCAGAAAAGCAGAGGUGGUGUUCACCCCCGGCUCCCCCACACCAAGCCCUCCUCCUCUGCCAUCACCCAUCCCUGAGAAUGAGCUCCUCCUGGAAGAAAUCGAGCUCAACAUCAGUGAGAUUCCACCCCCGCCACCUGUAGAGGUGGACGUGAGAAGCAUUGGCAUCAGAGUAACGGAGGAAAGCCUGGGCCUUGCCAGGGUGGAUCCAGGCAGCAUCUCCAGCCUGAAACAGCAGGUCUCGGCCCUGGAGGGAGAGUUGUCUGGAAGAACCGAGGAACUGGUGCAGGUCAGAGCUGCCCUCCAGCAGCAGGAAGAGGAAAUCAAGGCUAGGGAGCAAAGAAUUCGAGAGCUGGAGUUCACUGUAGCCCAACUGGAAGGACAGCUUCACCAAGAGAACACCAAAGACACUCAGGGCCAGACGGACGCCAUGGUGAACACUGACCCUGUCCAUGGACUCUUGACCAGGGAGUCGUGUGACAAGGGCAUUGAGGUCAACCUUCUAGGCAGCAUGGAGUCUGAAAGCUGGGGACACCGAGGAGAGGAAAAUGGCCUCCUAUGGGGGCCAGAUGGUCAUAAACAAGGGGAUCAGAGCCCAGCAGAACAUGUGCCCCAGCUGUCACUGCCACAGGGACCCGAGCAAGUCCUUACCCCCUCUGUACAUAGCUUCCUCUCCACUGAACUCAGGAUUGAAGAAGCAGGCACUGAACAGGAAGGAGGCCCUCAGGGAGGAACCAGGGGAGCAGGAGGCUUUCUGUGGGGCAGCGACAGAAAGACUCCCCCAGCAGGGAGAGAGGAGGCCAAUUCCGAUCUCCCAGGGAAGGAGCGCCAGGGAAGGCCACCGAGCUCGCCAACAGAUGCCACUAUUGGGCAGUACGUGAAGAAGAUCCAGGAGCUCCUGCAGGAGCAGUGGAACUGCCUGGAGCACGGGUACCCAGAGCUGGCCAGCGCCAUCAAGCAGCCGGCCUCCAAGCUCAGCAGCAUCCAGAGCCAGUUGCUGAGCUCCCUCAACCUGCUGCUGUCAGCCUACUCGGCCCAGGCUCCCCCACCCAAGGAGCCGCCGGCCUCCUCCUCCUCCCCGCCGAUGGAGAUCUCCCCGUCGACCAGCCUUAAAUCCAUAAUGAAAAAGAAAGACUAUGGCUUCCGUGCAGGAGGUAAUGGAACCAAAAAGAACCUUCAGUUUGUUGGGGUUAACGGUGGGUAUGAGACCACCUCGAGUGAGGAGACCAGCGGUGAGGACAGCUCCCCAGAGGACUUGUCUGACAGUGAGGCUGAGAAGAAGUGUGAUGGCCCAGACCACAGGCAUGUCAAAGACGCCCACCUCACCUUCGAGGCUGGGCAGGGCAUCCCCGAGGGCGCCUGCCAUGCUGCCCAGGAAAGUGGGGCUGAGGAAGAAGUCCCCCACUCCAAGGCUGAGAGAUAUAAACCCUCAGAAGAAUUUCUUAAUGCAUGCCAGGCACUGAGCCAGCAUCUGCCAGAAACUGGGACCACCACGGACCAGCUCUUGAGGCAAAGCUUGAACACCAUCAGUCAAGAGUGGUUCCGCGUCUCCAGCCGGAAGUCGUCUAGCCCCGCUGUGGUGGCCUCCUACCUCUGCGAGGUCCAGCCUCACUCCCCACACUUCCUGAAGCUGCUUGUCAACUUGGCCGAUCGCAACGGGAACACAGCCCUUCACUACAGUGUGUCCCACUCCAAUUUCUCCAUCGCGAAGCUGCUGCUGGAGACAGGCGUCUGCAACGUGGACCAUCAGAACAAAGCUGGCUACACUGCCGUAAUGAUCACUCCCUUGGCUUCCGCAGAGACCAAUGAAGACAUGGCUGUUGUCUGGAAGCUCUUAAGAGAAGGAAAUGUGAACAUUCAAGCUACUCAGGGAGGCCAGACUGCACUGAUGCUGGGAGUCAGCCACGACAGGGAGGACAUGGUUCAAGCGCUGCUUAGCUGCCAGGCAGAUGUCAAUCUGCAGGACCACGAUGGAUCCUCGGCCCUCAUGCUGGCCUGUCACCAUGGCAACGUGGACCUGGUGCGGCUGCUCCUGGCACACCCGGCCUGCGACAGCAGUCUGACUGACAAGGCUGGCCGUACAGCUUUGUCCAUCGCUCUGAAGUCACCCACCCAUAUGGAAAUUGCUGGGCUUCUGAGAGCCCACGCGGAGCAGGGCAGGCCCCUGGGGCUGUAGGGGCUGCAGAAGAACUGGUGGUGGGGAACAAAAGCCUUCUUCUCUGGACUCCUCCCUCGCCCUUGAAGAGGGCAGAGGUCACAGGCCAGAGAGCCACCCCUCUAGAGAAGAAACUAUGUCAAAUAUGCACAUACAUUCCUGUUGUAUAAUUCUGCUCAUUAGGAUGCUUUGUAGUUUUUGCCUUAGGCCAAGCCCCAAAACUACACGGGCUUCAGAGCAGGGUUCAAGGUGCAAGGUGAGGGGUACAUCAGUGUCAUCCAAACAUCCAAAACAUCUUCAGCCUUGAAUUCCUCAUGACUCUACCCUCUGUAGCAUCGUGUAGCAAGAAGGCAGGCAGGAGCACAUUCGCACAUUAGGAAAAGCAAUACUUUUUACAUGGAAUUUUAAAGUGCACUAUCUUUGUUUUUUAAGCAAGUGUAUACAAAUAUGUCCCAUUGAUAUGCAUGUCUAGAGAUGGGAGGGGAUUUAAGCCAACCCCUGGCAAGCAUUCUGUAGAGGACCCUAGAAGAAUCACCAUGCAGACUGGUGAAACUGAACAAGGACCAUUUGGGAGAUUUGUUUUGAUGGGGUUGACAAAGAAAUCUUAAAUUCAGACAAGGUAGGAAAAAGCACAUUGGCGUCAAUGCUGGAUGUACAGUCUUGACUAUUUCUGAGUCAUCUAGUGACUCCAAUGUGCUCCAGGGAAAUUGGAAUUAACUGAGAAAUUUAUUAUCUAGUAGGUUAGUAUGUAAUAAAUAAAAAAAGGAAAUUCAAUCCAAUGACACACACCACAUGUAUUUGGGCAGAGUCAGAUUCUUUCAGCUAUUUUGAGUCUGUAAAAGAAACCAAAAAAAAGCUUCCUCCUGAGGAUGGGUUAUUGUCAUCAAGAAGCCAUCACAUUUCCUGCAUAGCUGUACCCAUUACCUAUGGUAAUUCCCGGUGCUUUCCCCUCAUAUCCCCUAGAAGCAAAUAUCUGUUCUGAGGUUCUCUGGGACUUGUGGCUGCAGAGCCUUCAAGCCUGGAAAGCAGCAGAAGCAAGGGAGCCAGGCAGGGCAGGGCAAUCCUUUCCGAAGCUUCCAUAUUCCCUGGGGCCAGCACAUGCGAGGUUUGUAUGGUCAGUAGCUCACGUGAGGUCAUCUGAAUACGCUCUUUCUUUAAAUCUCCUAUG
Messenger RNA from Chlorocebus sabaeus (green monkey), 6660 nucleotides. The record is from RefSeq and is a predicted model, not a curated record. NCBI's taxonomy places the organism in Eukaryota, Metazoa, Chordata, Mammalia, Primates, Cercopithecidae.